Molecule: messenger RNA, 10019 nt
Organism: Homarus americanus (American lobster)
Lineage: Eukaryota; Metazoa; Arthropoda; Malacostraca; Decapoda; Nephropidae
Gene: Gnf1
Product: replication factor C subunit 1-like
Exons: 18
Coding region: 65-3382 (1105 amino acids)
Biological process (GO): DNA replication; DNA repair
Cellular component (GO): DNA replication factor C complex; nucleus
Molecular function (GO): DNA clamp loader activity; ATP hydrolysis activity; DNA binding
Source: RefSeq, a predicted model, not a curated record
UCACACUAAGUUAACAUCAGUCACUUGGCGUGGGACCGUGGGUCGUGUUUCCUGCCGCUCAACUAUGGAUAUACGGAACUAUUUCAAACCAAUUAACAGCAAAAAGAAUGGAAAGACUUCAAGUUCAUCUAAGGAAACUAAGAAACUGAUAAUUAUAGACUCAGAUGAGGAGGAGCUUCCUGCAGUUUCCAAGAGGAAUAGAGUAUUAGACUCUGACUCUGAUGAUGACAUAUUCGUAAUUAAAAAUAAGAAAAAGACCAAGAAAGAUGAAAAGCCAAAACCCAAAACUUUGCCUAAGCCAGAAAGUCCUAAGUUAAAGCCAACGGCAGCAACAGAUUUCUUUGGGAAGACACCAAUUGCCAGAAGAGAAUCAGAACAUGUCUCAUCAAAGAAAAGGAAGAGUGAUGAUUUCCAUGAAUCUCAGAGUGAUGAUGCCUUUGAGAGAACCCUCCAGCAGUUAGAUAAAGAAAAGCAACAAGUGUCCAAGAAACCGAGAAUUGAAAGGAAAUCCUCCUCACACAAUGAAGAGAAGCCAAAACCGAAUGAAUAUAGUCCUCCGAAUAAGACCUCCCUCAAACUUGGACUGUGUAGUAAGUUAUCGGCUAAGCUUAAGCAGUUUGAGUGUAAUACAGACAAGUAUGGAGAUGAGGAAACUGCACAGAGAAAUAGUAACAGGGAAGAAAAGUUGCACACUCUUGAGAAUAAACAUAUUGAGAAGGACGUGAAAACCGGGACAGAAUGUAAGGAAAUUGGUCGUACUGAAGAUAAAGCAGUGAAGAAGGAAGAGAAAUUCGUUAAGAAAGAAAGACAAAUUGAAGAAGAAAAUAUAAUGAAGCCAGAAGAAAAGAUAUUUAAGAAAGAAAGGCAAAACAAAGAAGAAAAUUUAAUAAAGCCAGAAGAAAAGACAUUUAAGAGAGAUAAGAUAACUCCAAAGAAAGAAAACAAAGUGUCCCCUAAGAACCAUAAACCCAACAUUAUUAUAGAGAAGAAACAGAAGGAAGAAAAGAAAGUAACACCCAAGAAGACAGAGGAUGACAGAGAGUCUACUGAGGCAGACUCCACACCACAAGAUGAGAAGAAGAAACAUGCAAGGGCCUCAUACAUGAAGUUUCUGCAAAGGCCGGGGCCAGCCAAUCCGGGGAGCAAACUUCUCCCUGAGGGUGCACCAGAAUGUUUACAAGGUCUGGUGUUUGUUCUGAGUGGUGUGUUUGACAGCCUUGACCGGGAAGAAGCCAUUGAUCUCAUCAAGAAAUAUGGAGGUAAAGUUACCACGUCUCUCAGCCGCAACACAACCUACCUGGUGUUGGGGUCGGAGGCGGGAGCCUCUAAACUAAAGAAGGCUGAACAGUUAAACACAAAACAGAUAGAUGAAGAUGGUCUUUUGGAACUGAUACGCACCAGACCGGGGAAAGAACAAAAGCAAGAGGUCACUAAAGGUAAAACCACAAACAAACUCAAGGCCUUUGCAAGAGAGAUAAAGGAAGAAUUGCCUGGAAAAUCAACGUCUGUGAAAGACUCUCCAGUCCCCUCGAGUAACAUUACAAAGACACCAAGUCCAAAGAAAUCUUUCUCUCAGUCACAGAGUUCUCAGGAAACAGGAAGUCCUUCAUCCACUUCCUCAACCCCCAAGACACAGCCCAUCUCCUCCCAAGAUCUCCUAGGCAGACAACACGAGACUCUCAUGUGGGUUGACAAGUACAAACCAUCAACAGUAAAGAACAUAAUUGGGCAACAGGGAGAUAGAUCUAAUGUAAGAAAAUUACUCGCAUGGCUGAAGAAUUGGCAGAAGGUCCAAUUCAGUGAUAUGAAACCUCAGAGACCCAGUCCUUGGGCAAAAGAUGAUAAUGGAGCAUUCUUUAAGGCUGCCUUGCUGUCUGGACCUCCUGGAGUAGGAAAGACGACAACUGCUCACCUGGUGUGUAAAGAACUUGGAUUUGAUUUUGUGGAGUUGAAUGCAUCAGAUGCGAGGUCAAAGCGAACCCUCGAUGAAGUUGUGUCAGGAUUACUUUCCAAUAAAAGCCUCGCGGGAUUUGUAAAAAGUAAUGGUAUUAGAAAUCCUAGUUCAAAUCACGCCCUCGUCAUGGAUGAAGUGGACGGCAUGUCUGGUAAUGAAGACCGAGGAGGAGUUCAAGAACUGAUUGCUCUCAUCAAGAAAUCACAAGUGCCCAUCAUUGCCAUGUGUAAUGACCGAAAUCAUCCCAAAAUUAGGUCAUUAGCUAAUCAUUGUUUUGACCUCAGGUUUUACAAGCCAAGGAUAGAACAGAUUAGGGGACCAAUGAUGUCCGUCUGUUUCCGUGAGGGCAUCAAGAUCAAACCAGAUGCUCUAGAUCAGAUCAUUGUCGGAACAAACCAAGAUGUUCGCCAGAUUCUCCACCACUUGUCCAUGUGGUCAGCCAAUCAGCGCAACCUGGAAGUCGACGACAUGAAGAGAGAAGCUCAAAGAGCCAAAAAAAACUUGAAAAUGGGCCCCUGGGAUGUGUGUAAGGCAGUAUUCUCAGAGUCGGAGCACAAGAACAUGAGUAUACACGACAAAUCUGGCCUAUUCUUCCACGAUUACAACAUUGGCCCGCUUUUUGUUCAAGAGAAUUAUCCUAAAGUUGUUCCUCAUGUAGCCAAGGGUAACCGGAAUAUCACCUUGGAGCAACUAGCUAAGACGGCCAGCAGUCUAGCAGAUGGAGACCUGGUUGAAAAAGCAAUUAGAAGUAACAAUGCCUGGUCACUCCUCCCUACACAGGCCAUGUUCAGCAGUGUGAUACCAGGUGAGUACAUGUGUGGACACCUUGCAUCACAGAUAGAGUUUCCACGUUGGCUCGGCAACCACAGUCGUCGCAACAAAUUUGACCGAUUCAUGCAAGAGCUUCAGAAGCACAUGAGACUCAAAAUUUCCGGUAGUAAGCUUGAUGUUGGCUUAGACUACUGCGGCUCCCUCAGAAGUGCUAUAACAAAUCCACUGGUUCAACACGGAGGGGAGGGCGUCUCAGAUGCCGUACGAGCUAUGACAUCAUAUGACCUCCUACGCGAAGAUCUGGAUGCUCUGUUGGAGUUAUCUCAGUGGCCAGGCAUGACGGAUCCCAUGAGUAAGGUGGAGAGCAAGGUGAAAGCUGCCUUUACUCGUACCUACAACAAAGAGAGCCAUUUAACUCCAUUUGCUGCACCGUCCAUCACUAAGAAGAAGAAGGGAACUAAAGUAGGAGGGGAAGAUAUGUAUGGAGAUGAGGAAGAGGAGGAGGAGGAUGAAGAGGAGGAAGAUAUUUCCUCAAGUGCCAUGAUAAAGGUAAAUAAAGGUAUCAAAAAGGGCGGAGAAGCUGGCACUAGCAAAGGAAAAAGUCGUGGUGGUGACAACGGUAAAAGAGGAGGAGGCAAAGGGAAAGGCAAGAAAUGAUGAUUGGUGAAGCAGUUUUGAUAAAAAUAUCUGAAGUUAGAUGUUCUUGUUAAAUUGUAUGUCAAAAUAAAUAAUGCCUGGACUACAUUGUGCGAGGAGAAGAAUGAUGAUAAAUGUUAGUAACAAGAAGAUAAAAUGUAAGAGACAAUGGGGGAGACCAAGAAACGGAAUGUUUGUAUGGUUAAAAAGUCAUGUGUAAAUACGAAGAAGAAGGCAAGUGCUCUAAUAGUUCUGAAUGAAAUGGAUCCCUGGCAGCUGCUGCAUAACAGAACCACUGAAGGCUCUCAUAGUAAUGUAUGUUUUCUUGGUUUUAUUUUCCAGUUUCUUUAUUUUUUUAAUAAAUAUUUACUUGUACAAAAUAACACAAGGUCUGUAUCAUUAUGCAGAAUGUUACAGAGUUUAGAAUGUGAGUAACAGCAAAGAUUAACACUACAGAAUAUAUUCGUGUAACUUGUGUUUACUGCUCUUUGUUUAGUGUUUUAUAUAUUUUAUUUUCAGUCAUUAUCAUUACUCCAUAGGGUGGUUCAAGAGGCACAGAAACCAUUAAAUGUGGAAUUAAUGGGAAAUGAUGCAAGGUAAAUGAGGGAAAACAGUAUAAAGGGUUAAUACAAGUAGAAAUAUCCACAAUACUUACUCAUGCCCUUAGCUUGCACACACAUUAAAUGAGUCUUCAACAUAUACACAGAUCCAUCUUAACUGUGGCAACAACUUUCCAGAAUAAAUUGCUCAACGCAGAAUUUUGUAUGCAAUGCGAUACAUACAGUACUGUACUGUUAAGGGAAGUCUCAUUUAAUUGAUAAUAACAGGCCUUGUGUAUAUUGAACAUAUCUAAUAAACUUCUACAACAAUAAUCCUAAUAUUUAUCGCUUGGGUUAACUUAACGCCUUAAGUAUACUCAAAUCCUCACCCAUCCCCCAAUGCAAAAGGACCAAAAAAAAAACUUUUUUGUCGUGGAUUCAUAGGAAAUAGUUUAUGGAGUGUGGAAUUACGAGAUAAAUUCAUCUAUGGGUGCUGUGACACGUUCAACUGCUUGGCCUGGGCAGAACCUCCCCACCAUCCCGCGUGGGUCGCACGUGUAGCGCCUUCCCAUAGGGUAAUGUACCAAAGUUAAGCAGUACAGGCAUUUUAUUAAUUUUUUUGUGUGUAUUAGAUAGUAAUUUCAUGUGUUAGGUAGUAAAUUAGAGUAGUUGUGUACUAUUUAUCAAUAGUUAAGUAGGUUUUCUUGUUUGUGAAUCUAUUUCAUGUUUUUUGGGGUAUUUUUGUCAGUUGGAACUGAACCCUAUUUUUCCCAUAUGUUUAUCUAUUUGUGAUACAUAAAUUCAGUUAAUGAUUUUUUAACCUCACCCAUUCAUAUAUCAGGGGAUACCUGUAGACUAAAUAUUAAAGAAGUGUAGUGUGACUUCGCUUGUCCAUCCACGAGUCAAUCAGCUGCCUAGCUACAAACUGACCCUAGGCCUCAGAUGCAAAAUUUGAGUGAACAGACUACUGUACAGUAUAGGCAAACAGGAAAAGUUAAGUAAGUUUCUGCUUCUGAGUCAUUUCAGAAUAAAAGUAUUUAAAGUAUAAACAUGCAAAUUUUAAGGCUGCAGAUUUACUUCCAGUUUUAAAAGUGUUUUAAAAAUAAUGUAGUCAUAAUUACAAGGAGCAUUAUGUGAAGAAACAGUUUAUUAGGCUUAAAUCCUUAUGGACUCUAUUUUAUUCUGUAAUUUAAUUCACAGUUGUCAUAUGCCUUCUUGAGGCAACUGUGAUAAUGGACACUGGCGGGGGAACCAUGUAAUAUGUGUCUAGGAUGUCUGGUCUGUUGUAUUAAUGAUGAGAUGAUCACAAAGAAAAUAUUUUUAAAAUGUUACCUUUACUCCAAAACCAGGAAAUAAAAUUUUAAUAAUAGGAAGAUGGAACACAGAAGCAAUAAGGGAAAGUGGAAUAAAGAGAAAAGAGAAAGAAAAUGGCCCAAAAUAAAAGAAGAAUGAAUUACAAUAAAAGGUUUUUGAACUGGUUUCAGCAAAAUAUUCAAUGGAGGUUUGACCUUAAAGAAUUUUAGGGCAUGGAGAAGCAAAACUAUUUUCAGGCCUUGUACUGACCCAAUAACAUAUUUAUUUGUACAACAGGAAGUCACAAGAUAUAUUCUUCAUAUCUGUUGAUCAAUAAUGGAUGUAGGACAAAAGAGGAGCACAAACUGGUGAUGAAAGCUGCAGUUACAAGGAGCACACUUUCUGUCCUCCCUAUAUGCAGUGCAACUGAAAGGAAUAAAAAUAUUCAUCAGUGUUGAACCAAUUGAUUUAUUAUAAGAGAUCCAAUUCUCAAAAUAUAAUGGACACUGAAUACAGUAUCAGAUAACUAAUGUCUGAACUUUAGUCACUAAAAUAUGUGUAUUCAAGAUAUCAAUACAAAUCACAAGUCUAAGAACAGUUAGCUAAGGAGCAUUUAUGAGAUGACUCAUAAGUUUAUUUACUAGAGGGAAAAUGAAGCACUGAGAAAAAAAACAUAAAACAGUAAUGUAUAAGUAUAAAAAGUAAAAUGUUACUUAAAUGAACUCUUUAAUUUAAUAAUGAAAGUGAAAGUGAGACCUAUAGGUAUGACUGCCCAUUAGGGGCAUUGUGGAUAUAACUAUAUAAUAACUGGCAUUGCACUUGACUGCCUUCACUUCCCCCUGCUAUGUAAAGUUAGGUUCUGUACUGUACUGUACCCAUUUACAGGUGAGUGGACUGGGAGUAUCUCAGGAUCAAACAGGCAAUCUUUAAGAUGGGAAGCGAUUACUGUAUCCAUACAGCUGCCACAUCCCAAAUUAAUUAAUACUUACUGUAUAUUAAAAAAAAUAUUUGUAACAUUCAUAAUUGUAUGAUUUUUGUCUCAAAGUGUAAUUACAAGACAUUGUAGAAAUAUGUCCAGUGUUUUACAGAUGUGUGUGGAUGAGCAAGACAGUACAGUAAAGAGUAUCGACCAAAACUAUAUUUUACAAAGAAUUGAGCUUUCUAAAUAUGAAAAUUAAGAACAUAGAACAAUUUUCUUUUAUAUGAGAGUAAAAAGAGGAGAAUUUAGACAAUGAGGCAACUGGCUCAAUGACCGUGAGUGAUGAGUCUACUUGUCUUCACGUGAAUUUGAAGAGUAUUAUGUGAUUGUGAGCAGAAACUAAUAAUUGUAUAGUACAAGUAUCCCCCUAUUUACAAUGGGGGUUCAGUUCCUGAAAAACCCAUCGCAAGGCAAAAUAUUGUAAAUCGGGAUCAUUAUAAUAUGAGGUUCAAUGGGAUACGGUCCCAGCCAGUCCAACACCCGCAUGUAUCACCGAAAAUAAAAUUCCCACACUAAUAAUACAGUGUACAUAAAACAAUUAAAUAACACUCUCUACAUCAUUAAGAACAAGCCUGGUCAUCAUUACAUGACCCCUUCAAGGGUAAGGGGACUCUUGAAGGUGGAGUGGAGACCUUCACUCUGACUCCCACACAGACUCUGGGACAUCUUUACAGUAACAGAAAAACCUAGCAAAAAUCACUUCACAGUCACCAAAACAGAGUACAAUGUGAACCUUAGUGCUUUUCCUGCAUUGUCACUGAAAAAGUGAUCUGCACUAACCUUGGUGAUCCCUCAGGUGCCACUUGUAGUGACAGCUGGGGAUCACAACUUACUACUGUAUAUGUAGAGUACUGUACAUUAUUAUCAUGUACAGUAUGGUUAAUUAUAGAAAUCUUUAUUUUGUAUAAAUUUGCCAUUUUUCUUUAUUUUGUAUAAAUAUUCUUUUCGUCUUAUGUAUAAAUUAUUUGAGUUAUUUAGUCAUAAUAUAAUCAUUAUAGCAGAAGGAUAUAAAACUUGUCUGGGCUCUUCAGGGUCGGGGACAGAACCCCAUGUUAUUGAUAUACGAUGGCUUUUUGAGGUCCCUAACCCCAUCAUAUAAGUCAACACCUGUAGUUUAUUUCCUAUUAUAUUUUGGACAAAUUUGAUAGCAAUGUCCCUCCGGGUAAAUCUUGGCUGGCAUUACUGUACAAAUUAGCCGUCUGUGAAUUCCUAUGACCUUUCUAGUGUGACAUUCACAUUUAUACUGAGAAAAAAAAGUGUUUCAAGUUUUAAACUACUGUACAUGCAAGUAAGUUUUGACACACAUUACUGCACUAACCUCUGGUGCUUUGUAUACUGGAGAUAAAGAUGAAUGCUAGCAUGAGUCCUUGAAAUAUAAUACUGGAACCUUGAUACCAAAUGAUGGCAGCAAUGUUUGCCAACCGGCCACACUGACCCAGCAACACACUGUUGUAAAUGUGUGACCAAGUUCUGAAAAUUACCUUUAGGUUAAGAUUUAAACUUGAGGAGGAUAAGUUUUCCUCAAUCAUUAACAUAGAUUUAUUUGGAUUGAUAUAGGUACCUGUAUUGUAUAUAGAAGAGGAAUACUCAUAGAGAAAUAUUGCCAUAAAUUAAAGGAACAGGGUUUUACUAACAAACUUAUUGGAAGUACUUGCCUAUAGGAUAAUUUUAUCCAGGAAUAAAGGACGAUUAUAAUUCCAAAUAUUCCAAUUUCUGAAAAUAGAUUUCAAAGGUUAAGAAAAUCUGUAACAUAUUCAGCCUAACACUCUCAACACUAAUAUAUUAUCAGUAUUAUCUUUCAUGUUAUAUUUAAAGACUUGGUUUUAUUUUCACCUGUGUGACUGUCAAGUAACAUAACUUUCACAAGGUUGUAAGUACUGUCCAGUAAUUUUGCUUUGGAGCAGCUCAUUAAGUGCAGUUAAUUCGGUUAAACAAUUUUCAGUUACAUAACUGUACUUACAUCUGGGUUUAGGCAUCAAGUCUUAUUCUUUCAUCACUUGGGAUGGUGUAUUGUACAUGUGGUCUAUAACUUUAUAUACAAUAUAUAUUUCAGAACAGAGUGCAGGGUAUACAGUACAGUACCCUGUAUAUAAAUUUGACUCUAACAAGAAACCUCUUGACAUUAUUUGCACAAUUUCGUAAGAUCAAGACUGUUACAUACCAAUAGUAGUUAAAAUGCACAUGAUAUAUAAGUAAACUUCAUUAUUUUUUAUUCCAUUUCCAGCAGAGAGAUUUUGUGCAAAGUUACUCCACCUGACGUAUCCUUCACUUAACACUAGAGACACUGCCAGCUUCAUGUAGAACUGAGGAGUCUGUAAAAAUACAAUAUACGGUACAAGUAUAUUUAACAACAUUGUUUACCUGACAGCAUAUAUUAAUCAACCAAAUCAAACCUAACCUCACCAAGAAUUCUUAGGUUAACUCUGGCUUGUAUUCACACACAUUGCAGCUCAGUGCGGGUGUUUACUGUGAUCAUACUGGUCUUGUGCAUGUACAGUACAGGUAUAGUCCGUUUGCUUUGUCAACAAGUUAUAACAUAGGUAUGUAGUAACAGUCACCUUCAUAUUUUAAAGAAUUAAAGGUGUUCAUAACAUUUUGUGUUGUCUUGUAAUUUUUGUAAUAACAAUACUGUACUUUAAUAAUACUUUGGCAAUAAAAAUCUGAAUAUAUAACAGAUACUUUAUAGUAACAGUAUAAAAAGGAUUAAGGGAAAGUUUAUAAUUUCUGUACAAAAACUCUGUUAAUGACCCAAAUUAUCAUGAUAAAGUAACACUGGCUAAUUAUAUGAACAGUACAAAUUUAAUAACAGCUCUCACAAUGGCUGAUAAACUGAGUUUGUCACAUUGUCUCUCACUCAAGGUUUGGUGAGGUCUCUAAAGAAUCAUUUAAUUCCCGGCAAUCGAGAACAUUUCUAUAUAACGUCCCGGCAAUUUCAUGUCAUUUUCUACAUUUGUCUUGCACCAUGUCUCCUAUUAUAGUUCUUUCUUUAAGGUUUCUAUGCUUCUUGAGCCAUCCCACACAAAGAGCAAAGGGGUUUAAAUAUAAUAGCCAGAUAGAAAUAAAAGAAACUCACAAAGUUUUCUGCAUUGUAGAGAAUAUGUCGAUACGCAGUAAUCUCUUGCAACAUCAUAUCCAUGAAUAUUAUACUCUUCUCACACUCCACGUAGCGGUCAACUAUCUGCCCGCACGUACUCUGUUGAAGAAAAUUAAUUUAAAAAAAGCCUAACCUCUGGAUCAGUAAUAACAGCCUCAGUGAUGUUUUAGUUUAUAGAUACAGUACUUAAUCUGGUAACACUCUGGAACGAGGGUGUGGGCUAACUGGCAGCUCUAGAAAAUUUUUGUAUCUAAGACAGCUUCUUACUUACCUCAAGAAUAUCCCCCAAAUUAUGAGGAUUUACAAUUUUCAUAAUGUGUGCCAAUUUUUUAAAGUUCUGAUCACUACUGUAAUUUAUGUUGACUGGUGACCUGAUGUACCUUCUUAAUAUGACUGUUUCAUACACAUUAUGUGAUUUAUUAGAGGAUAAAUAAUGUAAUGUAGCAAUAGCUAGUAAGUUGCUGUUUGCAUUUCAUGUUAUUUUUUAUAUAAAGUUGCAUACAACAAUGUUUUCUUUAUACAGUUUGUUAUUUAAGAAGCAAAACAUUCAUCUGAGUUUGUGUAGGUGUAUGGAAACAAAUCUUGAAACAGUCUUCUAGUAGGCCUGUGGUAACAUGGAUUACAUUAGAAAUUGGAAAAUCCUCAAACAAGUUCAGUCUUGGUCCCAAGAGUUGCAGAUUUGAAGGACUAAACCUGUACACUACAUAUAAUUGGUGUACAUAGAUAAUACAGGUAAAUAAUCCAUUAUAUCCA